Molecule: messenger RNA, 2165 nt
Organism: Mobula hypostoma (lesser devil ray)
Lineage: Eukaryota; Metazoa; Chordata; Chondrichthyes; Myliobatiformes; Myliobatidae
Gene: mrm1
Product: mitochondrial rRNA methyltransferase 1 homolog (S. cerevisiae)
Exons: 7
Coding region: 217-1494 (425 amino acids)
Biological process (GO): rRNA methylation
Cellular component (GO): mitochondrion
Molecular function (GO): RNA binding; rRNA (guanine) methyltransferase activity
Source: RefSeq, a predicted model, not a curated record
GGCAUGGUUAGGUAGCUGGGGCCUGCCAGGUCCAUGUGGUUGGGCCGGGCCUUGUAAUCCCUGAUUAUGGCUGCAGUGCUCGGUGGAGUUUCGGCAGAAGGGAGUGAGUGUUUAGGGGAUACGGACGUGUAAACACAGAGGCUCCACAAACAUCUUCAUUGGUGGAGUGAGCUGCCAAAGGAAGGAGUUGAGGUGGAGUUUUUAAAACGGACAAAAAUGUCAUCUGUUAUGUUGAACGAAGCUGCCAGGUGUCUGAGGAGGAGUCUGCGGCAGUUUUCAAGGUUACUGUUGGUUCGUCAUUGCAGCUACAAAAGGAAAAUGUCCCCUGACAGAGCAUCAGUCAAACUCUACUCCACGGUUAAAUCUGAGAAGGCAUCAAAGUCAAAUAAGAGCCACAAACCUGACUUCAAUAAGUCAGAACUGGAUGUUAAAGGUAAUGCAGAGAGAUUAACUGAGUUCCCGGAGAGCUUCGAAAAGCCUGCUGCAGAUGGAAUGGUAAAGAGGCCAGGAAUCAAUCUUUCCACUAGAACUUCAGGAAGACAAAAUCAUGCCAAUUUGACUCAGCGGUUUCAAAACACUUCCAAAUGGUCAAAUUCAAAACCUUGUCAAAUCCAUAAAUCAGAAUUUCAGAACCUUAGAGACGAUGAUUUUAUAAAAAAAAAGUUGCUAAGGACCUCCCGGCCUUUGGUAAGGGAGGCAGGCUCGGAAAUACUAUUUGGCAUGGCGUCGUGCAGCCUAGCCCUUUCCCAAUUACGCAGAAAGAUUUUCAGGCUGUUUGUUAAGGAGAAUCGAACACACAGAACUGAAAUACAGGGAAUCUAUCAGCGAGCCAGAGAGACUAGGGUGCCAGUACAUCAGGUGACGAGAAAGGAGCUUGACAGGUUGUGUGAGGGUCGAGUUCACCAAGGCAUUUGUCUUGAGGUGACACCACUAGAUUAUGUGAACUAUGAUCAAUGCUAUUCAGCAGCUAUUGAUGUUUCUGAACUUGAAGGCAGCAACAAACCAGUGUUGUGGCUGGCACUGGAAGGAAUCCAGGAUCCCAUGAAUAUGGGAGCUCUGCUUCGUUCAGCGUAUUUCCUCGGAGCAGAUCUUGUUCUAGUAAGUCAGCCUAACAGUUGCCCUCUAACACCAACUGUGAGCAAAGCUAGUGCUGGAGUUGUAGAAGUUAUGACACUUUAUUGCACACACAGCUUGCCUCAGGUGCUCAAGGCAAAAGCAGCUGAAGGGUGGAAAAUAAUAGGAACUAUUGGAAAUUCUACAGAAGGCACCUGUGUACCAGUCAUCCCUUGUACUGAGUUCCAGUGGAGUAAACGGACCAUUCUUAUUCUAGGAAAUGAAGGUUUGGGCCUUUCUGAUGCAGUAAGCAGCCUUUGCCACACAAUGCUGACAAUACCAGCAGGUAGAGACUUGCAGCCUGGGAUUGAAUCUUUGAAUGUGUCUGUUGCUGCAGGGAUUCUCUUACAUUGCUUAACCAGCAAGAGGAUGAAGGGAUGAAAGGCUGCUCAAAUAGAUGACUCCAAACCAUCUCAAAGUGAUUUACUUUGUUUACACACAGCCACUGAGCUAUAUCCAAUCACUGCUUGGACCACUUUAAUUGCUCUUGAAAUUGCUCUUGUCUUUUUAGAAGUUUUCAUUCAGUGUAAAUUGAACUGUAAUGGAUAAAGUGUUAGUAACACUGCCUUUUUAUGAUGUACAACGUAAAUUUUAUUUAUAUAAACUUUGUCUUUUGAGUUCAGGUUAUUCUACUCUUGAGAAGUAUUUUCUUCUGAAACUCAUAUGAAUGUAGUUGGGUAACUUUAUAUGAACAUUGCAGCCUGCAGGAUCUGAUCAUAUUAUAAUGAUGAUUUAGAACUUUAAAAAUUACAUUGAAAAUAGAAACAUAUUUCUUAAAGAACUAUAUGCACUUCAUUUAAAUUACUCAAACAGGUCAUUCAGCCUAAUUGGCUUAUAAUUAGUCAUUUCCAAUUUCACUUCAUUAUACUCAGUUAAAAUCUUGCAUUUGUUUUCUCUUGUUUAUGUAUCUACUCUCAUUUAAUUCCCGCAAGAAUAUAAGAUACUUGUAUUUCUUAUGGUUUCUGAAUUGCUUUUUGUUUCAAAAUAAAAUGUUGAGACUCAAUCUUGUUUACUUCAGGAUUGUGUCAGCAUUCAGGAUAACAUCGGUCCUG